UGAAAAACAUUUAUUUUAUCCUUUGAAAAAAUAUGAAAAAGAAUUUACAAAAGAGUCUUUAAAAGAACUGGAUGAUUUAGUUAGCAAAAAUUCAAGUUAUUUAGAAGUUGAAAACUUUAUAUAUUUGUUUUCUAAGUUAGAGAUUAAUAAAUCUUCAAGUUUAAUUGAAGAAGUUGUACAUAGUAAUAAGAAUUUUGACAUUACUGAUUUGAUAAGUAAUUAA
Cetraspora pellucida is the source of this 223-nucleotide messenger RNA. The record is from the annotation of a GenBank genome assembly. NCBI's taxonomy places the organism in Eukaryota, Fungi, Glomeromycota, Glomeromycetes, Diversisporales, Gigasporaceae.